Molecule: messenger RNA, 2715 nt
Organism: Phialemonium atrogriseum
Lineage: Eukaryota; Fungi; Ascomycota; Sordariomycetes; Cephalothecales; Cephalothecaceae
Product: SNF5-like protein
Exons: 2
Coding region: 211-2454 (747 amino acids)
Biological process (GO): chromatin remodeling; positive regulation of pseudohyphal growth by positive regulation of transcription from RNA polymerase II promoter
Cellular component (GO): nucleus; SWI/SNF complex; nuclear chromosome
Molecular function (GO): transcription coregulator activity
Source: RefSeq, a predicted model, not a curated record
UUCAAGUCCCUAAUUGGCCCAAACUUUCAGUCGCGCCUCGCCAUUUCGCCCUCGCCCAGCGGUCGAACAUUUAGCAGCCUUCCACAAAGCCAAGCAUCCCAGAUCGCAUCGAAUCUAGCCGCAAACUCGUCCCUCCAUCUCUCAGAUCUGGCAUAGUCGGCCUAGUUCACUACAGUCAUUGCUUUUGUUGGGCUGUAUAUCUCUUCCGCCAUGGCGGCCACCCCGGCGAUGGCCACCGCUGGCCCGUCAAGCGAUGCUCCUGGAUCUGCUUCUCCAGUCGCGACUUCAACUUCCAAUGCGCCAUCUCCCACACCCAAGUCAGCGACACUCGAGCCCGGUGGUCGUGACAAGGAGUCAUUCAACAAAGUCUUGGUUGACCAAUACAUCACCCGUGACUGGGUCCAUUCUGCUGCCAUUCACGAUGCUCAGGCCCAGCUCCAGGGGAGGAUAAAGAACACCCUUGCCAAGAUCUCCGAGUACAAGAGUCGUCACGCUCCAGGGCCAGACUUCCGCCUCUACCACAGUGUUAUUUUUGGGGAAGGCUACAGGGGCUAUGGCAAUGGAUGCACCGAUAUGAAAUGGCAUAGUCAAAUCGUGUAUCCUCAACAGAAAUGGCUCGAGCGGCCGGGGAAGAGAUCGACGCCGCCUUUGAGGUAUAGUAGAAAGGAUAUGGCCAAGCAGGCCGAACAACACGAGGAGUUGGUACCUGUGAGGCUGGACAUCGACUUUGACAAGAUCAAGCUAAGAGAUACCUUCACCUGGAAUCUCCACGAGCGUCUGGUAUCCCCCGAGCUAUUUGCAGCACAGCUGGUCGAGGACAUGGGCCUGAAGCCGCCAAUGGACAAGCCAGUCUACGAUCAGGCUCUGGCCCAGAUCCGCGAGCAGCUAACCGACUUCUACCCAUUUGCCUAUUCCGAAGAAGACGCUCUGGACCCGGAGCUGCCUUAUUCUGCGUACAAGAACGACGAGAUGAGGAUACUGAUCAAGCUCAACAUAACCAUCGGAGCACAUACCUUGGUCGAUCAGUUUGAAUGGGAAAUCAACAAUCCUCUGAACUCCCCCGAAGAGUUUGCAGCAAGCAUGGCUUGCGAUCUGGCACUGUCUGGCGAAUUUACCACCGCAAUAGCUCAUUGCAUUCGAGAACAGACCCAGCUCUUCACACGCAGCCUCUACAGCGUGGGGCAUCCCUUCGACGGGCGGCCGAUCGAGGAUCCUGAUCUGACGACCGCCUUCCUCCCAUCCCCAUUGCCGAGCAUCUUCCGACCUCAGCAGCAGGCCAAGGAAUACGCACCAUUCCUCUAUGAGCUUACCGAGGCCGACCUCGAAAGGAACGAGACCAUAUUUUCCCGCGAACAGCGCAGACAGAAGAGGUCUGUCAAUAGACGUGGUGGUCCCCAACUUCCGGACCUGAAGGAGAGGCAGAGGACGAUUCGCACCCUCAUCGUCUCGUCAGUACUGCCCGGUGCCGCUACAAACCUUGAAGAGAGCCGGCUUUACAAGCGUAUCGGGGGCACGGCGAGUGGCCGAGGGAAGAGGACUGCCCGGGAUGGCGAGAUAUCCGAUUCCGAAGACAGCGAUGAUUCCGCUCCUGAUUCUCCUGCUCUAUCGCAACUUCAAGGCACUGCGCGGACUAGAGGCCUGCGCGGUGCCGCCACAGCUGCGGCUCAGCGGAUGGCGAAUAUUGGCCGCUCCGAAACUCCAGAAUCCAGUAUUCAUCAUCAUGAGACUAGGACAUCUCGACGAUUUGGCCGAGAGGCCACCCGCGAAGAAACGGAAGAGCCGCAACAUCACAUAGUCACUCUCAAGGUUAACCCAGGCAGGCUCAAGAAGCUACUCCGCGAUCUGAAAAUGAAGCAAUUGUCUGGGUCUGGAGCUGCUACUCCGUCCGGUCAAGGUCACCCCAGAGCCUCGAGCGCAUCAGCAACAGGUUCAAUGGGGCCCCCGAUCACCCCAUCCUCCUCCAACCAAGCCCUACCCGCGAAAUCGAACACUCCCUCUGGCCAUGUCAACCGGGGACCCGAGACCGGCGCGCUACCGGCUCCACCGCCGCCUCCGCCUGGCCAGCGGCCUCCCCCAGUUCCCCCACCACCAGAGUGGCUGUCAUCCUCUGUCGAGGCGUUACGCCGCAACUAUCCCAAAGACUCUUUCGAUGGAAUUAUGCGGUACUGCGCGGUCAACACCGAGACUGGAGCGGCUAUGCCGGGUCCCCCUCCCGGUCAGCCCAUUCCAUCCAACAUGCGGUUUAUGUAUCUGCCUAGGAUUCGGUGUUAUGACUGCCCAGGAAAAGUGUACACCCCAGGCCCCGACAUGACCGUCACCAACUUCGAGGUCCACCUUAGGAACCGGGUCCACAGGGAGAAGGUCGACCAGCGGCUGACCCGGCUCGCUCGAGCCGCGUCCCAGGGAUCGACGGGCGGGGCGGCAGCUUCGGCAGGCACGUCGAGUGCGUCGUAGGGCGGCCACUCGGCGAUGCGUCCGCUGCCGACCAGAUGGUCCAGUGGGCUGAUGCUUCCCCCUCCGAAUCCCUUUCGGCAAAACGGUAGGGCUGGAAAUGUCUGGGCAGGUACUGGUAAGGAGGCUCCAACUCCUCCUCGUGUUUCUCAUGGGCUUAAUCCGGCUCGUGGGGUAAAGGUUCCGGCCUCGCUUCCGCCCUUGCGCAACGAUACCCCAGUAUCCCGGUACGCACUGCCGGUCCGUGGAAUGCCGGUUAGGGCU